AUGGCGAUGUUUGGCAAAUGGCUUUUUAGUAGCUUUUUGGUUACUUUUUGGCUUUUGGCUUUUUUUAUGAGGUUACUAGAUACCCUACAGGCUUUGAUUCCAAAAAAUUGUGAACCAAAACCUAUUGUUCAGAUUAAUAGGGAGAAAGAGAGGGAAAAGGAGAGGAUAGGAGGAGAGUCGUGGAAACCGAAGCUGAAUUCGAUUUAUUCGUCGUUUUCAUCGUUGUAUUCGGAUGUUGGGGUUAGUAAAGGAGGGCAGACUAGGAAGGGAAGAGGGAAUGAGAGUGCUGAGGUUAAGAUGGAGCUUAAGAUUAGCUGUGCUAAGGCACUUUGGAUGCUUGCUAAUGAUAGUGUUGCGAACAGUCAUAGGAUUACUGAGACAAAAGGGUUGCUUAGUUUGGCUAAGUUGAUUGAGAGAGAAACAGGGGAGUUGAGGAAGAUUUGUGUAAUGGCUGUAAUGGAGAUUACAUUGGCUGCUGAAUCGAAAGCUGACCUUCGAAGGUCGGCUUUCAAGACGAGUUCCCCUGCUGGUAAGGCAGUGGUGGUGCAGCUUGUAAGGGUGAUCAAAGAGUCUAGUGAUCCUGCUUUGCAAAUUGCAGCUAUAAAAUCAAUUGGAUGUCUUUCUAGGACAUUCUCUGCAAAAGAGACUCGAGUAAUCGGGCCUUUGGUUGAGCAGCUUAGCAGUAAUAAUCAUGAGGUUGGUACUGAGGCUGCUGUUGCUCUAGCAAAGUUUGUUGAUCCGGAGAAUUUCCUGUGUCAUGAACAUUCUAAGGCGAUCAUCGAGUUUGAUGGGGUAGUUCCUUUGUUGAGAUUGCUUAGGGAAAGCGAGAGGGCUCAAGUAAAUGGAUUGGUUCUCCUUUGUCACCUUGCUAUAAACGCUGGCAACAGCGAGGCAUUAGAACGAGCUAGGCUUCUGACCGCCCUAGAGGGGACUGAUCGAAAUCUUACUGCUCAGUAUCCUCAGUUGAGAGAAUUGAUUGUCAAGGCUAUGUACCAUCUUGGUCUCUACCAUGGAGAUGCUCAUCCUCUUAGGUUACUAGAUACCCUACAGGCUUUGAUUCCAAAAAAUUGUGAACCAAAACCUAUUGUUCAGAUUAAUAGGGAGAAAGAGAGGGAAAAGGAGAGGAUAGGAGGAGAGUCGUGGAAACCGAAGCUGAAUUCGAUUUAUUCGUCGUUUUCAUCGUUGUAUUCGGAUGUUGGGGUUAGUAAAGGAGGGCAGACUAGGAAGGGAAGAGGGAAUGAGAGUGCUGAGGUUAAGAUGGAGCUUAAGAUUAGCUGUGCUAAGGCACUUUGGAUGCUUGCUAAUGAUAGUGUUGCGAACAGUCAUAGGAUUACUGAGACAAAAGGGUUGCUUAGUUUGGCUAAGUUGAUUGAGAGAGAAACAGGGGAGUUGAGGAAGAUUUGUGUAAUGGCUGUAAUGGAGAUUACAUUGGCUGCUGAAUCGAAAGCUGACCUUCGAAGGUCGGCUUUCAAGACGAGUUCCCCUGCUGGUAAGGCAGUGGUGGUGCAGCUUGUAAGGGUGAUCAAAGAGUCUAGUGAUCCUGCUUUGCAAAUUGCAGCUAUAAAAUCAAUUGGAUGUCUUUCUAGGACAUUCUCUGCAAAAGAGACUCGAGUAAUCGGGCCUUUGGUUGAGCAGCUUAGCAGUAAUAAUCAUGAGGUUGGUACUGAGGCUGCUGUUGCUCUAGCAAAGUUUGUUGAUCCGGAGAAUUUCCUGUGUCAUGAACAUUCUAAGGCGAUCAUCGAGUUUGAUGGGGUAGUUCCUUUGUUGAGAUUGCUUAGGGAAAGCGAGAGGGCUCAAGUAAAUGGAUUGGUUCUCCUUUGUCACCUUGCUAUAAACGCUGGCAACAGCGAGGCAUUAGAACGAGCUAGGCUUCUGACCGCCCUAGAGGGGACUGAUCGAAAUCUUACUGCUCAGUAUCCUCAGUUGAGAGAAUUGAUUGUCAAGGCUAUGUACCAUCUUGGUCUCUACCAUGGAGAUGCUCAUCCUCUUAGGCAAGCUUCGCUGCGUAUAUAA
Messenger RNA from Chenopodium quinoa (quinoa), 2013 nucleotides. RefSeq lists its product as uncharacterized. Lineage: Eukaryota; Viridiplantae; Streptophyta; Magnoliopsida; Caryophyllales; Amaranthaceae. The coding region runs from base 1 to 2013 and encodes 670 amino acids. The record is from RefSeq and is a predicted model, not a curated record. The transcript has 3 exons.